CGAAAGUCGUUUUGUUAAGCGAGAGUGUUUCAUGUGGACAGCUCGUUAUACAGAAACAUGAAGUUAUUGUCGUUUCUUCUUUGUCUGACUCUGUGUUUAAUUGCACAUGCAAAAGUGUCGUACGAUGGAUUUAAAAUGUACGAAGUUAUUCCACGGACCGGAUUACAAGUGAAGAUUUUAGAAGGCAUGUACACAGAAUCUAAGAUCGAUCGAGUUGAUUUUUGGGUGCCACCAAGGGGAAUUAACAUUCCAGUUCAGAUUUCGGUCUCGCCAAAAACUAAAAUAAUCGCAACUCUUCGACUCAUGGGAAUGGACACUACACUGGUUAUGGACAAUGUACAACACUUUAUUGACCAGCAGAAUAAGGUUGACCUUAAGUUCAAACCAAAAGGCAAAGCCGCAGAAUUCGAUUAUGGAGUAUACCAUGAUUUAGCAGCUAUAAACGAUUGGAUAACAAAUAUAACAACAGUAUAUGCAGACAAAGCUAAAGUUAUAGAAGUUGGAAAGUCAUUUGAAGGACGACCAAUCAGACUGAUACAGAUCGACACAGGCAAAGUUCAACAGAAAAAUGGUUUCUUUAUGGAGGGAGGAAUUCACGCCCGAGAAUGGAUUUCGCCUGCUACUGUGAUAUAUAUGACUGGUCAGAUGUUAGAUCUGUACGGUACAGACGCCAAGAUAACAGACAUUGUGGAUUCCUACACGUGGUACAUUUUACCAGUGUUCAAUGUGGAUGGAUAUGAAUACACUUGGACAAAGGACAGGAAUUGGAGAAAGACAAGAUCCAAACAUGGACUGUGUCACGGCGUUGAUCCUAACAGAAACUGGGAUUUUGAAUGGUGUAAGGGUGGCGCUAGCAAAGAACCUUGUUCAGAUACAUAUUGUGGUCCAUCUGCGUUCUCAGAAGUGGAGGUGAAGGCUGUUUCAGACUUUAUCAAUUCACACAAAGGCACCAUCAAAGCUUUUAUAGAUUUCCAUAGUUUCUCCCAGCUUUGGAUGACUCCAUGGGGUUAUACAAAAGAUCUACCAACGGAUUACACACAACUGAAUGCUGGUGCAAAGGCCGCGUGUGAUGCCUUAGAGGUAGAUUAUGGAACCAAAUACCAACAUGGGAAUAUUGCAGAUAUUAUUUAUGUAGCCAGCGGUAGCAGCGCUGAUUGGACAUAUGGAGCAGAAAAGAUCAAGUACUCCUACGCAGUUGAGUUAAGAGAUACUGGCGAAUAUGGGUUUCUACUACCAGCAGACCAGAUUCUUCCAUCUGGAAAGGAAACUCUAGAAGCACUCAAAGCUUUGUGCAGCUAUGUGUUUAAUAACUAACAACAUCAAAGUUAUCUUCGUAGCUUGGUGUUAUGUUCAUUUAUGAAAACUUGAAAAUUGUUAACAUGUGACAUUUAUAAAAAUGUAAUAAAUACAGUUUAAGUUU
Messenger RNA from Mytilus trossulus (common blue mussel), 1420 nucleotides. Its product is annotated as carboxypeptidase B-like. Lineage: Eukaryota; Metazoa; Mollusca; Bivalvia; Mytilida; Mytilidae. The record is from RefSeq and is a predicted model, not a curated record. The transcript has 9 exons. Bases 58 to 1314 code for a protein of 418 amino acids. Gene Ontology annotation, molecular function: zinc ion binding; metallocarboxypeptidase activity. Gene Ontology annotation, biological process: proteolysis.